This is a messenger RNA of Protopterus annectens (West African lungfish), 3074 nucleotides long. Its product is annotated as potassium voltage-gated channel subfamily D member 3-like. Gene Ontology annotation, molecular function: A-type (transient outward) potassium channel activity. The transcript has 6 exons. Bases 33 to 878 code for a protein of 281 amino acids. Gene Ontology annotation, biological process: potassium ion export across plasma membrane. Gene Ontology annotation, cellular component: neuronal cell body; voltage-gated potassium channel complex. Lineage: Eukaryota; Metazoa; Chordata; Ceratodontiformes; Protopteridae. The record is from RefSeq and is a predicted model, not a curated record.
AUCUUUUGUUUUUAUUCACUAGAUAUGGUGAUAUGGUGCCAAAGACAAUUGCAGGGAAGAUAUUUGGCUCGAUCUGUUCCCUAAGUGGUGUACUCGUUAUAGCGCUUCCAGUUCCCGUGAUUGUUUCCAACUUCAGUCGGAUUUAUCACCAGAAUCAGCGAGCAGACAAACGAAGAGCACAAAAGAAAGCCAGACUUGCUCGAAUAAGAGUGGCUAAAUCAAGGACUUCACAUGCUUAUCUUCACUGCAAACGGAAUGGCAUUCUAAAUGAUGCACUGGAGUUAAUGGGUUCCACAGACGAUGAGCAGCAUAUGAGCAAAUCAACCUCACUAAUAGAAAGCCAACACCACCACCUACUGCACUGUCUGGAGAAAACAACUGGAUUGUCCUAUCUUGUGGAUGAUCCCCUGUUAUCAGUACGAACCUCCACCAUCAAGAACCAUGAGUUUGUGGAUGAGCCAACCUUUGAGCAAAACUGUAUGGACAGCUCUCUGCAAAACUAUUCAACAACACGGAGCCCUUCACUGUCCAGUAACCAGGGACUGACCACUUCCUGCUGCUCACGUCGCAAUAAGAAAACAGCACAUCUCCCUAAUUCUAACAUGCCAGCUACACGCUUAAGAAGCAUGCAAGAGCUAAGUACAAUUCACAUCCAAUGUAGUGAUCAGCCCUCACUUACAUCAAGCCGUUCCAGUUUAAAUGUGAAGCCAGAUGAGGGAAUUAGGCCAAACUGUCAAAGUUCUCAGAUAACGACAGCAAUAAUCAGUAUCCCUACACCGCUGGCAGCAACAGUAGAAGAACACAGAUCCGUGGGUUCCAGCCAGUCUACAAACAUUAAUACUACUAGUGGAAGCAUUGUAAAGGUUUCUGCAUUGUAAGACAUUCCACAAUACCCUGGCUGUAGCUGUGGAGCCACUGUAUCCAUCUGCUGCAAUACGUGCCUGGAAGGAUGGUCCAGCAUCAUUUUGCACACCUACUGACAAAGACUUUCAGAGCUUUGUUGGGGUUGGUAUAUAUAUGCCAUGACUUACAGUUGCCAGACAUUUGUUUAGUAGACAGGUGGUGAAAAGUUGCUGGAGAAUACUGGGAAAUUGUUAAUGGCAAGAUGGUAGCUGACAAAAAAUUAACUGCUUUUCCACUGUGUACUAGCAUCUUUUUAAGACAAUUAUUUUUGUUUUGUUUUCAAUGGAUAAUAUUUAUUCAUAUGAUGGAACAAGUAACAAGCAAUGGUUUUGCAAAGAAAACUGUGAACAUUUUCUUCAUGGAAGAGAAUCAUAAUCAACCAAAAUGUAAGCAUUUCCUUUUAUAGUGAAAAGUUAAAGAAGACAUUGUUAACAGAAUAGAAUCACUUUACUCUGUGAGAGAUGCACAUACAGAAGUACAUAGACUGUAUGGUAAACGCUUCUUGGCACAUUAACAAACUUGGCACACCUUAGCAAUCUGCCACAGAGUCACUCAUUGCUGGUGUUAUUCAGGCAUCGUUUUCUAGGAGCCUAUCAAGCUGAUACAGUGCAGAGUGUGUAUGUCUGUUAAGUAUUGUCUGUGAAAAAAAUUGUGAAUUUUUCAUGCUUUUGGUAGUCUUUAGUCUCAUAUAUUUUCUGCUUUAUAUUUUUAUUAUAAACAGUACAAGAGUGUGAUUAGAUUCAAAGAAUAUUCUGUAUUUUUAAGAAAAAUCUAAAUCUAAAAACAAAUGUCCUUUGCUUAUUCUUGCACUUACCAUUAUAAGCAGAGUGAAAAGAUAUGGGAGAGCAACACUGUUUCUUGUAGUCUGUGUCUAUGAAAUGUAUAGUUAUUAAUCAUUUUGUGAUUUUCUACACAGCCAACUCCUUGAUCAGAAUACUGUACAUAUUUUUAAAUAUAGUAGUCCACAUUAGAUUGGAGUUGCUGACAGAGUGGGUCAUUUUCCUUUUAGACCAAACUUGAGAGGCAAAUUGUGUUUACUCCCUGGCUCCCAACAUUAUCUGCAAAUACGCUGCAGGGUUUCAUUAGUGAUGGAAGUUAUUGCCACUUCCUUUCAAAAAUGACUACAUAGAAACGUUGUUUCUAGCUGCUUCAGUCUAGAAAAUCAGUCACUGUACUGUGAAGCUAUAUAUGGACUGGCAAACAGACGUUAUAAAAGCAAAAUGUGAAUAGACCUAAAAAUAGCUCAGCUUUUGUCAUAUCAAUUAGCAGUGACAUUUUUAAAUGAUCACAUCAGCCUGACAUCUUUGUUAAACAAAAUAGUCAGAAAUAAGAUUCUACCCAUGAGCUGUACAGCUAAUUUUCAUGUUGUGUCUGUAAGAUUACCAUUUCUUAAGCUUUAUGUGUAGUGACUGGCAGAGAUUUAAAACAAUCAUUAAAAUUAUAUGUUAACAUCUGGGGGAAACUAUAAUCCAGACUCAUUUUAAUUAAUCUCAGUCAGUAUCUUCUUGCUGCUUUCCAUUAAAUGUUCCUUUAAUUAGCUGUAAUCUCAAAUUCCCAUACUUAAAUUAUACAUUUAGAAGGCUGAUUUUUAUGCCAGUGGAUUAGAAUAGAGUGUAUUAGGAUCAAUGAUGCAUCUUGUUUUAAAUAUUUUAAAAACAUUCAAGUAAUUUGUCUCAGAAGUGAUUAAAUAGUGAACCAGUUUCAGAAUAAUUAUGCCAAAUGUAUAGGUAAUAGGUCCAAACAAAAACAUUUCUGCUCUAGAUAACGUUUGCCACCUUACCUUGAAUAUGCAGUAUUUAGUUGGCUUGAGCUGAUAUGUUUUAGUGUGAUCAAAUUAUGUUAUGCAGCAUCAAUAGUUUUAUUUUCCUACUUGUAAGCAUUCCCAAGAACUUUGUGAUUUAUUUAAUGUUUUGUUGUAGGGCACAAUGCCAGGACUCUUAAGACAUGUUUAUGUUUAUAAAUGUAAGUGGAUUUUGCUUAUUAGCAUCAAUAAAAACAACACAAAUGUGUGGUUUCUGGACAAAACAGUUACAUUUGAAAUACUUAGUUUCUUGUCUUACAGUUUGGGUUGUAGUGCAUCUGUUGGAAGUUGUAUAUCAUUUACAGUAAUCUGUCUUGUGCCACUGCUGUACCUGUGCCCAAUCUGGAUUAAAGUAUUUGCCACAAAUAAA